AUGAAUAAGUGUAAUACUUGCUAGUGCAAGCCUGGUGAAUAUAUCUGUAUACGACCAGAAUGUGUAUAAAUUAAAGAUAAUAGAAUGGUUUGUUACUAAUGUUAUUGGAUAAAGCAUAAAGAACAUGAACCUCACCGAAUUUAAGAAGUUUGCUAAUUAACCACAGAGAAAUGUUAGAGGCAAAUUCAAUUCUUAGAGAUGAUUAUAUCAAAAAAUUAGGAAGAAUCGAUCUAACUUGACAACUUUUUAGAAAAUUAGAAGCAAAUAUAUAAUACAUGGAAUGAUUAACAGAAAAAAUAAAUAAAAGUAUUAAUAGAAAAUGAGAAUCAAAAACUGUAAUAGAAAAUCAAAGAGGCAUAAUAAGUAUUGAAAUUAUAAAAUCUUGAUUAAAUGUUAAAUUAUUGCACAAUUAGUGUAGAUGUAUAGGAAUAAAAUUAUGAAAAAGCAAGCCAAUAAUCUAAUUUUGAAAGGUAAUUUUAAAUUAAUGAAAUCGAAACAAGAAUUAAUUUUAUAAAAGGAUUAAAUUUUUCUAUAUCUGAAUUAUCCAAUAUUUUUGUUGAUAUACCUCAAGUAAGUAUUCCUAGGGCUCAGGAGAAAGCACAGAUUUAAUACAAGUAAUGUCAGACUCAUUAUAAACCAUAAAAAUAUCUUUGUAUUCACAAAGAUUGCGUCAUAUAAAAAUCUAAUUUUCCGUUUUAUUGUGAAUAUUGCUUUAUAAAUUCACAUUCUAAGCAUGAUUUCAUGACCUAUGCUAAAAAGUAUAAAGCUAUAAAGUAAGAAUAAGAUGAAAAGACCUAAUUAAUAACAGUUGAAUAAGAAAAGUUGAAGUAAUGUAUGUAAUAAGAAUUUAAUAAAUAUUAUGAGGCGGUUUAGCAACAAUUAAAGGAGAAAAUGAAUAAAUAUGAGAAGAUCAAGUGCAAUAUUUUAUCGAUAAAGGAUCGAUCAAUAGAACAAUUAAAAAGACUAAUAAAUUUUAAAUUCAUCGAAAAUAAUAUUAAUGUUAGUUUGCUUGGCAAAACAAUUUAAGGAAUUAAGUAGGAAUAUCAAAUUGAAUAUAAAAGUUUUCGUUAAAAAAUGUCUAUUGACCUUGAGAGGGAGGCAAGAGAAAUAUCUUCUAACUGUUUAAAAAUUGAUCAGUAAUCUGAAAAAGAAUAGGUUAAUAUCAACCAACUUCACUACGAGCUUUAGACAAAAAAUGAAGAAGUUAAUAAUUUGAAUAGCAAACUUAAACUAAACCAAAAAUUUAUCUCCCAAAACUAAAAUUAAUUAAUUUCCUUAAAAAAUUACUACGAUGGUUUCAAGUAAAAAAUUGAGGAUUUAACCAAAAAUGUAAAAGAAAGGUUGAAUAGUUCGAUAUAUAUAUGUAAUAUUGAGAAAUAGUUUUUGAGAGCCUUUGAUACUGAUUUUAAAUCUAUAUAGACUUAAAUUAUCUAAACUGAAACCAUAAUGGAAGGCAUAAUUAAUUCAUAUGGAUAAGUUUAUAAUAACUAAGGAGAAUAGAAAUAAAAUGCUCUUUAAAUAAAAUAAGUCCAAACAUUGCAAUCAUAGCAAGGACAAUAACAAACACAAGAAAUGAGAUCAAUUUGUUAUAAUAUAGCUAGUAAUAAAUAAAUAAUAUAAACCACCUAAGUGUCAAGUGUGACGAUGACAAGAAAAGUUAGUCAAAGCAUUAUUACCCCCUAACUAAAUGGGCAACAUUUGAUGUUAUAGCAUAAUAAACGUUGA
Paramecium octaurelia is the source of this 1725-nucleotide messenger RNA. The record is from the annotation of a GenBank genome assembly. NCBI's taxonomy places the organism in Eukaryota, Ciliophora, Oligohymenophorea, Peniculida, Parameciidae.